Messenger RNA from Rhizophagus irregularis DAOM 181602=DAOM 197198, 579 nucleotides. RefSeq lists its product as uncharacterized. Lineage: Eukaryota; Fungi; Glomeromycota; Glomeromycetes; Glomerales; Glomeraceae. Gene Ontology annotation, molecular function: ATP binding; protein kinase activity. Gene Ontology annotation, cellular component: cytoplasm. The record is from RefSeq and is a predicted model, not a curated record. Gene Ontology annotation, biological process: signal transduction; protein phosphorylation.
UCAACAUUAAAAUUUUAUGGAAUGACUAUGGAUCCAAAAACUAAAGAAUUUAUGAUGAUUAUAGAAUUUGCGAAUAAGGGAAGUUUGAGUAAUAUUCUUUCAAAAAAUUUUAGCAAUCUUUUAUGGAAAGAUAAAAUAAAAUUGUUAUAUUUCGUAACGAUAGACCUUAAGAACUUACAUGAACUGGGAUAUCUUCAUAUGGACCUUCACAGUGGAAAUAUCUUACAAAAUGGUGAGGCUUCUUAUAUUUCAGAUUUUGGAUUAUCUGGGCCAGCAGGCAAACAAGAAUCUCAGGAUAAAUUAUAUGGAGUUUUACCAUAUAUUGCACCAGAAGUUUUGAAUAGAGAGCCAUAUACAUUUUCUUCUGAUAUUUACAGUUUUGGUAUAAUUAUGACUGAAUUAUCAUCUGGAAAACCGCCAUUCCAUAGUAGAGAACAUGACCUUAGCUUAGCAUUAGAUAUAUGUAACGGAACUAGACCAGAAUUUGGCAAAGAUACUCCAGAAAUUUAUAAGAAACUAGCUUAUAGAUGUAUGAAUGCUAAUUCAAUCCAAAGACCAACAGUUAUUGAGUUAAAUGAG